CGCUCCAAUCGCGACUUGUUCUGAACUGGAACUGGAAGUGGUAAUUAAAAAUAAGAAACAACUAUAAUCUGUUAUAAACAAUAAGUAAAGCGAUAUGAACUAACGUAAACUAACCGCACGGUCUCUUCCUUGCAGUACCAGUUGGUGCUAUUUAGUUUUGUGUUCUGAGGAAAGAUUGUGAAGUGUAUGUAUUCAAAGAUUCGGUUUAAAUAUGAAAGCCUGUGAUCUAUUGUUGUGGUUUUGCCUAUUUAUAGCUACAGCGACUUCACAAUUUAUAAACAGUGAGCACAUUAAUUCUACAGUAAGAAGAAGAAGAGAAAACACUAGUUACAAAUGUACGCUACCACAGUUCCCACCUAAUGGAAGAUGGAUCAUAAUUAAUGGAGAAGGUAAUCCAGGUGACGAAAUUGAAGUUAACACCAUCCUUCAAAUAGAAUGUAAGGAGGGCUAUCGAUUACACCCAAACAUUCCAUUUCUAGCGUGUGAUGAUAACUGGGAGGCGGCUGUUCUUCCAAAAUGCGAAAAAAAAUGUCCAUCUUUUUAUUCAUCAGCGACGACAACCUUAAGAUGUCUAGAUAGAGAUGGCAACAAAAUUGAAUGUGAUCAAGCCAUAGAUGGAACUUAUCUGACAUUUGAUUGCAUAGCUUAUUAUGAAGUUCCUCCAGGUAGUAAAAGUAGUUUGUUCUGUAAAGCAGGAACGUGGGACUUUCCCAGACCCGUUUGUCAACCAGUUUGUGGAAAAAAAUUUAAUAAUGAGACUACCGCGCUGAUUUGGAAAGGUAAAAACACUAAAGAAUUGGAGUUUCCUUGGGUUCUAGCCUUAUACAAGAGGGAAAGGGGAAAAUUUAAGAAUGUAUGUGGAGCCACGUUAGUUAGCAGGAGAGUUGCUCUUACGGCUGCCCACUGUGUUACCAACGAAUAUGGCAAUGCUCUUUCAUAUGACGAGUUUAUGCUUGCUGCCGGGAAAUAUUACAACGAGUAUGAAGAUCCUCGAGAUAAUCAAUAUCCAGUGCAAUAUAGAAAGUUAACCAAAAUAAUUGUGCAUGAUGGAUACAGAGGAGAAAGUCAAAGAUACGUUGCUGAUAUUGCUGUGCUUGUAACGCAUCAACUUUUUAAACUAGGACCAUUUGUCCAGCCAAUUUGCAUUAAUAAUGUCAACUCCAUUUAUUUAAAUAACCGACAAUUGGGGGAGGUUGCGGGAUGGGGCCUUACUGAUAAUAAUAAACCUGCAGAACAUUUACGAGUCUUAAAACUGCCAUUUAAAGAAGGUUCAACGUGUAGUAGAGAACUACCUUACGAAUGGGAGGAAAAAUUUAAUUUUUUCGAUAAGAUAUGCGCUGGUCAUUAUCAUAGUAACAUGAGCGUAUGCCAGGGUGAUAGUGGAAGUGGUCUUAUUUUCCAAAAUCGUGACGAUAAUAGGUACUACAUACACGGAAUAGUGAGCAUAGCUCCAAAUCUACACACUUCUUUUUGUAACUUUGAAACCAAUGCUCUAUAUACUAGUGUUGCUUUCUAUUACGGAUUUAUAGAUAGAGAAAUGACAAAGCAUUAUGUAGAAGACUGCGUACUUCCAGUGCAUCCGAAAAAUGGGAAAUGGGAACUUCAAAAUGAUGCAGAGAAAAAUCCAGGGGACAUCGUGCCAUCUACAACCAUAUUGAAGUUCUCUUGUAACAGACGGUAUAAAUUGACAUCUGGAAGUCAGUAUUACGAAUGUGAAAAUACCAACAAUGCUCCUACUUGUAGUUUGCGAUGCCCACAACUGAUAUUCCCUGGAUCCACUGUUAUAGCUUGCAAGAACAAGAGAGACCAAAUUAUUGACUGCUCAGAUGCUUCAGAAGGUUCAAGCAUUACGUUCACAUGUCCACCAGGUUUCGAAUCAGAUCGAGGAUCCCAAACUAGCACAAGGUAUUGUAUAAAGGGCUCCUAUGGUAGACCUGCUCCCACUUGCGUUUUUGCAAAAUCAAACAAACCCAGAACUACCACACUACCUCCCAUGGACAAAGAUGGCAAAAAAGUUAUUUGCACAUACGCCAGUUGGUGGUCAUACCACAACGUAAAUCCUGAAGACUUUGAUGCUACAUUGUGUACUCACAUUAUUUACCAGUUUAUUGGUAUUUGGGAUAAAGGUGAUGUUAGAGUUGAAGAUGAUCCACUGGAUCUUGAUACAGAACAAAGGGGUUUAUACAACAGGAUAAAUGACCUGAAGUCAAAGAACAAAAACCUCAAGGUUCUAUUAAGUGUUGGUGGAGAUGCAGCUAGUAAUAACACUUUGUUCACCAGAGUUUCUAGUCACGCUGCCAAAACAGGAGCUUUCUUGGGAAGUGCUGGUUAUUUUAUAAAAACAUAUCACUUUGAUGGACUAGACAUCGCUUGGAAUUAUCCUGCAGAAAGUGACAAAGAUAACUACAUCAGAUUCAUCGAAACAAUAAGACAAGAAGCUGACAUCAACGGUUGGCUAUUGAGCGCCUCCGUCCGUCCUGAUUUUGAUAAAACUGGCUAUAAUCCCAAGGAGAUGAACAGGUUAUUUGAUUGGGUAACACUCAACACAUACGGCCUUGUCGACAUAAAUCAAUACACCAGCAAUCACAACAAUUUAUAUGCUUCAUCAAAGGACACUGAAUGGCAAAAACAGCACUACAACAUGGAAGCUGUCGCAAACAACUGGAUAAAAGCUGGUCUCAAUAAAGAGAAAAUUGUUUUAAGCGUUGCCUUCUACGGCAUAAGCUUUUUGUUAAAAGACAAAAACCAGAAUGGUGUGCAUGCUCCUGUUCUUGGAGCCGGACCUAGUGUGGGAGGAAUUUUACGGUAUUAUCAGAUAUGUUCCCAAUAUCAAAAAGGUUUUACAGAAAAGUGGGACAGCGAAACCAAGUCACCUUAUUUAUAUAAUGACACAGUUUGGAUUGGCUACAACAAUAAAGACUCUGUAUGGAUAAAGGGAGAAUAUAUAAAGACUAACGGAUUUGCUGGUGUAAACGUUUACCCAUUAGACGGAGAUGACAACACAGGCAUUUGCGGUGAAAAGCAUAUUUUACUCAAAUUUCUUCAUUCUGGUAUGGGACAUAGAGUGAACUGGGAGAAGAAGAACUGAUUAAGCUAUGAUAAGACUUUAACAAUAUAAGUUUAAGUACUGUUUUAUAUUUAUUAUUAAAUAUUCUUCUCUUAUUGUGGCUGGUAUAAAUGUAGAGCACUUAUUUGGAAUGAGAAAUAAGUUUUUGAAAAUAUAUACGGCACAUUAGGGAGUCUUAAAAUUAAAUUUAUAUGCGAAUGUAGUUUAAAAUCCAAAUGAUGACAAUUUGUUUUAUUUCCAGAUCACGUUUCCAUCAAUUAAAAUUGACAAUAAUUAUAAAAAA
Diabrotica virgifera virgifera (western corn rootworm) is the source of this 3350-nucleotide messenger RNA. RefSeq lists its product as uncharacterized. The transcript has 16 exons. Gene Ontology annotation, cellular component: extracellular region. Gene Ontology annotation, biological process: carbohydrate metabolic process; proteolysis; chitin catabolic process. The record is from RefSeq and is a predicted model, not a curated record. Bases 212 to 3088 code for a protein of 958 amino acids. Gene Ontology annotation, molecular function: chitin binding; chitinase activity; serine-type endopeptidase activity. Lineage: Eukaryota; Metazoa; Arthropoda; Insecta; Coleoptera; Chrysomelidae.